AGUACAACCACUAAUACCUUAAGAUGAUAUUCAUGUGAACAAUAUAAAGAGUAUAUUAGCAAACUUAACUCCAAAAGUGGAUCCAAGAAGGCAUGGAAAGCUGCCACUAUCUUCACAAACAUCAGAGGCUAAAGAGAAAGAGGAGUAUGAAUUAGUAGAUAAUGAGUUUGAUGCUUAUAAUUAUGCAUCAAACUCUAAUUGGUGUUCAGACACUGAUUUGUCUACUAUGGUUUCAGCUCUCUCUCAAGUCAUUGGAACAUCUACCAAUAAUCAUAAUCCUAACGUGGCACAAUCAACAUCAACUGCCAUGGUUAAUGAAGAAUCUCAACCCUCUCAAGUACCUCUUCUAGAUCAAGAGACCCCAAAGAAACCACACUACAGAGGAGUAAGACAGAGACCAUGGGGAAAAUGGGCAGCUGAAAUACGUGACCCAAAAAAAGCAGCUAGAGUUUGGUUAGGAACAUUUGAAACAGCUGAAGAUGCAGCUAUUGCAUAUGACAAAGCAGCCCUUAAAUUCAAAGGCACAAAAGCUAAACUUAAUUUCCCUCAAAGACUUGUUCAUGACAACUCUAGUGCCAUUCAACAAAGUGGUUCUGUUUCUAAUAAUGUUUCUGUUGAUCAACAAGUUUUUCCAAACCUUUUUCAAUAUGCUCAGAUUCUUUCUAGUGAUGCCGAAUUUCCUUAUUAUGCUUCUCAUCUUUUCAAUCAACAACAAGGAGAUCAUCGUCCGCCAGGCCAGUAGAGUCUCGUGACACCUUUCAGGAGAUCCCGCGAUCAUGUAGUUUGGACAUCAGUUAUUCCAUCAAGAUUGAUUCGUUCAAAAGAAAUGCAGAUUUUUAUAUUUCUUUCUAUAAUUUAAAAUAUCGAGUUUGAAUUGAAUCUGGACCAUUCAAUCUUAGUUGAAAGAUCAUUGAAAUCUCGAUUGCGUGAAUAUGGAGAAUCUUUGAUUGCAAGGGAGCUGGAUCAAAAAUCUAUAUGUCAAUUUUGCUCUUGAAAUUAGAGUCAAGAAUUUAUGUCUUAUAAAAAAAAAAUUAUGUUAUUAGGGUAUUAUUUGGAUCA
Messenger RNA from Trifolium pratense (red clover), 1059 nucleotides. Its product is annotated as ethylene-responsive transcription factor ERF113. The transcript is spliced from 2 exons. Gene Ontology annotation, biological process: regulation of DNA-templated transcription; ethylene-activated signaling pathway. Gene Ontology annotation, molecular function: DNA binding; DNA-binding transcription factor activity. The record is from RefSeq and is a predicted model, not a curated record. Lineage: Eukaryota; Viridiplantae; Streptophyta; Magnoliopsida; Fabales; Fabaceae. The coding region runs from base 227 to 742 and encodes 171 amino acids.